Molecule: messenger RNA, 4894 nt
Organism: Ricinus communis (castor bean)
Lineage: Eukaryota; Viridiplantae; Streptophyta; Magnoliopsida; Malpighiales; Euphorbiaceae
Product: sister chromatid cohesion protein PDS5 homolog B
Exons: 31
Coding region: 225-4511 (1428 amino acids)
Biological process (GO): DNA repair; mitotic sister chromatid cohesion
Cellular component (GO): nucleus; chromatin
Source: RefSeq, a predicted model, not a curated record
AACCAGUGGGGAGGGAUCGGAGUGCGCUUGAUAUACACGCGCUGGAAAGGCGGGAUCAUUUAUUCUCAAAACCGCUCCAUUUUCGUUUCUCACUCGAUUAAAGACAUUUAAGUGCUGGAAAAGGGAAGGGAGAAAUGGCAGUGACUAUAUAACGAGCCACUAGAAAAGAUUCACUCCCGAUCGCACGGUUAGGGUUUUGCAAUCCUCGAAACUCCGCUGAGUCAAUGGACGAGUCGUCGUUGCAGCUCGUUUCAGAAAUCGGUAUUCAACUCGGUCGACUCGCUCGCCCAAACAAAGACUUCCUUGUCAAAUCUCUUCGACAAGCUGCGAAUGCAUUAGCUCAAAUUGAGCCGCCGUCGCCACCUGAAGCUUCUAGAAAGAAAGAAGCAGUGAAUAAACUAGCAUCUGGUAUAAAGCCCCUUGGCAAAUCUUUUGUCAAGCAUGGCCUUCUCCGCAAUAGCGACAAAGAUGUUAAACUUCUGGUGGCCAUUUGCAUCAGUGAAAUUUUCAGGAUCCUUGCACCUGAACCACCUUUCGAGGACAAAUAUCUUAGGGAUGUUUUUAAACUUAUUCUCAGCAUGUUUGCGGAGCUUGCUGAUACAACAAGCCCGUACUUUUCGAGGAGGGUUAAAAUAUUGGAAACUGUUGCAAGAUGUAAAUGCUUUGUGAUUUUGUUGGAUAUUGACUGCAAUGAUCUAGUUCUUGAAAUGUUCAACAUCUUUUUCUCUAUUGUGAGGGAAAACCAUCAGAGGAGUUUGAUUAAUGAUGUUUUGUCUAUAAUGACACAUAUUUUGAAUGAGGAGGCUUCUCUGCCACUUUCAGAUGUGAUUCUACGUAAUCUUGUAAAGGAAGGAACGGCUGCAUCAGCCGCUGCUUCUCAGCUUGCUGCUUCUGUCAUUCAAAGUUGUGCAGAAAAGCUUGAGCCCUUUAUCUGUGGAUUCUUAACUUCUUGUUCCUUGGAUAGAGAUGCUAUUGACAGUGAGCUGAAAGAAUUUUACCACGAAAUAUUGUUUAAAGUUUUCCAGUGUGCUCCUCAGAUGCUUCUGGCUGUCAUCCCUAACUUGACCCAAGAGUUACUGACUGAUCAGGUUGAUGUCCGAAUAAAAGCUGUUAAUUUAAUUGGAAGGCUCUUUGCACUACCUGAACAUCAUGUUGCAGAGAAGUAUCACAAUCUUUUCAUAGAGUUCAAAAAUAGAUUCUCUGAUAAAUCUGUUGAAGUUAGACUCAGUGCUCUACGAUGUGCUAAAGCUUGCUAUAUGGCCAAUCCAUCUGGGAAAGAAUCAUCUGAACUUCUGUCUGCUGUCGAAGGUCGUUUGCUGGAUUUUGAUGACAGAGUGCGAAUACUGGCAGUCGUUGUUGUCUGUGAUCUUGCCAGGUUUAAUUUAAAAUAUUUUUCAGCGGAACUAUUAUCAAAAGCUGUUGAAAGACUUCGGGAUAAGAAGAUAUCUGUUAGGAAAAAGGCUUUGCAGAAAUUGAUGGAGGUAUAUCAAGAAUAUUGUAACAAAUGCUCUGAAAGCUACUUGACUAUAGGCGGCCACUUUGAACAGAUUCCUUGUAAAAUCCUAAUGCUUUGCUAUGAUAAAGAUUGUAAAGAGUUUAGGUCCCAAAACAUGGAGCCUAUUCUUGCUGAGGAUUUGUUUCCAGCUCGUCUUUCUGUUGAGGAUAGGACUAGGCAUUGGAUUCAUUUCUUCUCUCUUUUCACUCCUCUUCAUGUAAAGGCGCUGAACUCGAUCUUAUCUCAGAAACGAAGGCUGCAAAAUGAAAUGCAAAGUUAUUUGGCCUUACGGAAGAAAGAGAAGGAAAGUGGCUCAGAAGAAAUGCAGAAGAGAAUUAAAAAUUCUUUUAUGAAAAUGUCAGCAUCCUUUCCAGAUCCUUCCAAAGCUGAAGAGUGCUUUCACAAAUUGAACCAGAUGAAAGAUAAUAACAUUUUCAACUCAUUGGAACUACUGCUGGUUGAGCGGACAAUUAUAAAUGCGCAGACGACAAGAGAUAAAUUUCUGAAAAUGAUAGGAGAUAAACAUCCACAUUUUGAAUUCCUACAACUACUUUCAUCAAAAUGCUCAUUCAAUAUAUUCAGCUCAGAGCAUGUACGUUGUAUUUUGGAUCAUCUUUCCAGUGAUGCAGUUGGAAAUGGACGUUUAGAGGCUUCUUCUGCUAAUUUGCUUCUGACUAUCAUCAAUGUCUUCCCAUCACUAUUGAGAGGUUUUGAGGAGCAGUUUCGCCUGUUGUUACAGGAGAAGAAUAUGAUUAAUGAUGUGCUUAUUGAAGCCUUAGCAAAGGCAGGUCCUUAUAUAUCAGUCAAAUUCAGCGAUUUUUAUCCUUUGCUGGAGAGUGCGUGUCUCGAGGGAACUCGGAUUCAGUCCAAACAAGCUGUUUCUGCCAUUGCUUCAUUGAUUGGUUCCUCUGAGCAGUUGAUUUUCUCAAAACUAUGCAAGGAACUUGUAGAUUCUCUACAUCGAGGCUGGAACACUCCUACCAUUUUACAAUCAUUGGGCUGUAUUGCACAACAUUCUGUUGCAGCGUUUGAAUCAAAAUAUAGGGAGAUCAGAUCAUAUAUUUUUCAAAGAAUUUUUCAAGUGGAACAAUCUGACGAUCUUACAAUUUUUUAUGAGAGUUCUGAGUGUUGCCAUUCUUGCAAACUGAAGAUUUAUGGGGUGAAAACACUUGUCAAGAGUUUCUUGCCACAUCAAGGAUCUCAUGUCAAUCGCCAAAUUGAUGAAUUGCUGGAUAUUUUGCUGAAGUUGCUACAAACGGGUGAUGCUAUUGAUGGAAUCAUCACAUGUGUAAAUGACAAACCUCAUGUGAGAUUAGCAGCUGCAAAAUCUGUUCUUCGUCUUUCCAGAAGAUGGGAUUUACAUAUAUCUCCUGAAAUUUUUCGCUCAACAAUUUUGGUAGCAAAGGACUUAUCUUCUUUGGUUAGAAGAUCAUUCCUUAACAAAACACACAAGCUGCUAAAGGAGCAUGCUAUACCUAAUAGAUAUGCGUGUGCUUUCGUAUUGGCUGCAUCUGAUUUCUGUGAGGAUCUGCAGGAUGCUCCAUUUAAAUACAUGGAAGAAUUUGUCAAGGAAUAUAAUAUAGUAGCUCGAAAUCGACAAAACUCUGCUGUUCAAGAAGGGACGGUUACAGACUAUCCUGCAUAUAUAGUUGUAUUCUUGAUUCAUACUCUUGCUCAUAGCACUGGCUUUCCACCUGAGGACUCUCGGGACGAACAAGAGUAUGCUCAUUUUUGUAGGCCACUGUUUUUGGUUGUACAGGCAUUGUUAAGUGCUAAUAUUGCUAAUGGUGAUGCGGAUCUUGUUAAUGAUGCUGUCAUGUAUUUGCUAAGUAUUUUCCGUGCUAUUAAAAGAGCUGAAGAUGCUCUUGAUGCUACCAAAACUCCUAAACUGCAAAUCUUGGCAGAGAUCGGGAUCUCCAUUGUAAAUGCAUUAAAUCUUAAUGGCAUUACAUUAUCACGUGCUCCUGGGAUGAUUUUCCUGCCUUCAUCAUUUUAUAGAAUAAGUUCAGUUAAGAAGUGUGAUGAGGCUAGUUUAAAAUGUCUCAAUCAGUUUUCUGUUGAUGAAAGUUUUGUCAAGAGAAUUGUUCAUAGCCUUAAGUCUCAAAUCUCUAUGCCAGCUAGUAGCCUUCCAAAACGUGGUAGAAAGUGUCAAGCGGAUGGAAUACAGUCAGCUAAGUAUAACACACUGAACAUGGCACCACUUGAUCAUGCUAAUUUAUUAAGAACUGAGACAAUAGAUAUGCAAAAACUUGUGAGUCCUGAUAUCAGUUUAAGGCAUAGGAAAAAGAGUGCUGCUUCUGAAUCAGUGGGAUUACACAAUGAGGUUUCCAGAACUAAUGCAUCUAAAAGCUCUAAAUCUAUGAAGAAAGACGUUUCUUCAUCUUGUGAUUCCGCAACCACUAGACCUUCUGCAAAUGAAUCACAAACUUUGAUAUGGACUGUUGAUGGAACUAUUCCUUAUUUGAAAGAAAGUGGUAGGGCAAGUAGCAGACUUACUGCUGAAUCUUCGAAGCGUACUACAUCCAAACCUAAUGAACCUUGCUGUUCAAGGACAUUUAGUACUGAGAAUGAGGCAUUAAUCGGAAAGAGAGUCAAAUUAUUAUCUCCUGUUGAUAGAUGUUUCUACUCAGGCACAGUGGUUGGUUUCAAUCCUGGCAACAAUACUCACAAGAUCUCGUACGAUAGUGGUGAAGUUGAAUUACUAUGCUUAGAUAGUGAAAGCUGGGAGACUGUUAGUGAUUCACCUACAGAGAAGGAGACGACAUUUGCAGAUCAACAUAAAAAAUCUCAUUCAAGUGAAUGGAAUUUGAAAGAAACUGUUAAUACAUUUGGAGAUGGUGCCACCACACAGUCAAACCACUUAGCAAACAAGGAAAAUGAGAAGGUUUCUAAUGGAAUGACUUCUUUUCCUGCAAAGGGAAGGAAGGGACAAAAAUUGUCCUCAGACACCCCAGCAUCAGUAGUCACCAAUAAUGAAGAUGCUUUUGUCAGAAGGACUCGGCGGCGGAAAGUGUGAACAGCGUCCACUGCUGUGCCAUCCAUCCACUCACAUUUCUGAUGGUCAGGGAAGGACCAGGCUGAGCGAGCUUAAACCUACAUUGGUUUGGGUGCAUUACUUUAUGUUUACUCCGGGUCAAUUACUUUUAUAUAUACCAAGAUAUUCACUCUGUAAAUCAUGUCAUUCUACGAAUGACUGUAUAUUAUGUGUAUAUUACCCUGCAGAAUCCAGAUUAGAAAACAAUAGAGUGCAUAAUUUAACCCUUUUAUUUUACAACCGGACCUAAGCGCUGGCUUGCUAUAAGUUGGUCUAUACUGUAUGGCUUGUGAUGAUCAACAUUGGAAUUUGAAUCAUAAGAUUGAUGAGUCUUUGAAUAAUACAGUCGCAUAAAGUAUACCAUA